Molecule: messenger RNA, 2071 nt
Organism: Aphanomyces invadans
Lineage: Eukaryota; Oomycota; Saprolegniomycetes; Saprolegniales; Verrucalvaceae
Exons: 5
Coding region: 305-1570 (421 amino acids)
Molecular function (GO): metal ion binding
Source: RefSeq, a predicted model, not a curated record
GUUGCCCCAUCGACAUGGCUGCUGCCGAUCGAGGCCAUUGUCGCAUGGGAUGACUCGGCCACGCUUCUCCCACCUAUAAUCGCCUUGGUGGGACACUCUGCCAGUGUCUCACAUGUGUGGACUAUGGGGGUGGCGCCAAGCUGUAGAGUCAUGGCGCGACAUGUGCAGGCGAUCGGGGCCUGCAGAACUUUAACACCACCACGCGCGUGGGUCACUUUCCAUUACCUUGGAACGUGGACAGCCCCAGGUUGGCAAUUUGACCGCGGACGACUAUCCCGGCGAGUCCAUCGAACGGACUACCAUCAUGUUACCUACAGCCGACGUCUUUGACUGCCAGCCGCUCACUGCGUCUGCGCGCAACGAUUUGCUCGACAUUGCUGGCCGCGCGUGGAAAGGCCUGGUCGAAAACGCCAUCGCGUCCGAGGUAUACCCGAUCGACAAGAUCGUGCGCAACACGACGACGGGCCGAUGCGCGACGCUGCGUCGUCCCCGAGACAUUGUCAACGCAACGGAAGGCGUGGUCGCCCACAGCCGCACGCGAGCGACCAUCGAACAAGCCGCCGACUUUUUUUACCUCGACACACCGGCAAAAGCCCACCACUUUGCUCGAGUCAUGGACGAGCUCGUCGAAGCCAAGCGCGCGCUGUACCCGCUCGUGGAUCGCCCACUCACAGACGACAUGGUCAGCAACGAGACCACGUCGAGUCCGCUAGACUACAUUUCGGUCGACUGGAUGAUGAUCAAGUUAAAAAAAGGCGUGCCGGCCCGAGACCUGUGCUACCUAGAGAUUCACAAGGAGUUCAAAUUCUCGUGCCGCAUCACGGGCGUCACGCGCCGCGGGUGGGUUCGAUGCAUCCAUUCUGUCCGCAUGGACUGCUGCCCCGAUAUGCAAAAGAGAUUUGGCGUCAUCCGCAUGGAAAUCCAUCGGUCGGGCCAUGUCUUCAUGGAGUCCAACGAGCCGGGAGUUCUCGAGUACUACAAGCUGUACUUUGGCAGUCCGCGGGGUGCGUUCCUCGGCAACUACUUCAAUGGGCUAUACCUAAAGGGAGCGAUGCGAACGUCGGCGCGUUCGGUACUUAAUUUGGACGAACACUUCACGACGGAGCGGCUCAAGCCGCUGCUGUCGGCCCCCCUCGACAUGAGCCUGGCCAACGCCACGUCGUGCAAAACGUGUCGCGUCGCGUUUACAUGGCGAAAUCCCAAGAAGCUCUGCCGGGCGUGCGGGGACCCCAUUUGCCCCCAGUGCAGCUCGUUGUGGGGUUUGACUCUCCAAGGGUCGACCAUUAAAGUGCCGCUGUGCAAGCGAUGCGUCGGCCCGGGAUUGGACUUUGACGAGGCCGACGCGUUGUACCUGAUCGAGUCGAAAGACCGCAAACAGCGAUAUUCCACGGCCAGCAGCGUGCUCAGCAGCAUCCGCGACACGUACCUGUCCAUCGAAAUGUCGUCGUGCGACUCGAACGAGUCGGUCGUAUCCGCACACAACCAAGAGAUCUUGAACAGCAUCGACCAGCAAAAGGAGCUGCUACACCUCUUACAAGAGCGACUGGCGGCGAUUCAACCAGCGUAUUGAUUAUCUAUCGUAUCGUAUUGGAGCUGCACGACCCGGCCCACCCUUAUGUGUUAUCAAUCUCUAUGGAGACGUGCAUUGCAUGUGACUUUGAACGACACGAUCGUUUUCGCUCAACAUGUGUUCGACUACGUCGAAGUAGCACCACGUGGACGACGAAGCGUGGGGACCGUCGCCCACUCUUCGCCAAAUCCAAUUCGAGUCCGACAAACUGCGACCUGGCUCUGCUGUGCAUGGACGCGUUACUACUGCCCGCUGAUGUGAACCACACGUCGAGGAGAUUCCAGGUUGACUGUGGAGAUCGGCCUCUGCCAUGUCCCACGUAAACAGGACACUACAAACGGCCUUCCAUGCGUGUUUGGACUCAAGCAGUACGUCCAAGUGCGACAACGUGACGAAGGAGCGGGAGGUUGAGAGCGAACGCUCUCCGCAACGUCGACGCGAUGGGUUCAAGGUCGAACGAUUUGUCCUAGCUUGAAUGUCAAUAUUGCUGAAUCGCUGUCA